Pecten maximus is the source of this 6780-nucleotide messenger RNA. RefSeq lists its product as uncharacterized. Gene Ontology annotation, molecular function: protein binding. The transcript is spliced from 6 exons. Bases 283 to 1098 code for a protein of 271 amino acids. Lineage: Eukaryota; Metazoa; Mollusca; Bivalvia; Pectinida; Pectinidae. The record is from RefSeq and is a predicted model, not a curated record.
GUUGUCCAAUGACAUGUUAGUGGCCUUUCUGAGAGCACAGCCUACCUGUACAGGUAACAAUUGUCUACCUAGUGUGAUUAGCAGUCACCUUGGAGAAGUGCUGUGACUGAACCUCCCCUCAGAGUCCGGGAGCUAGUUUACCAUUCCACGAUUCUACAGCACGGACGUACAUGUUUAUAUUAUGGAUUACCUGUGUGUUUUGGAAACUUUGAUUUGUUAACUGUUUUUGGAUACGGUUUUAAUUUUGGGUUCUGCCUGGGAAAAUACUACAUCUUAACGUUCAUGAUGAUGCGGAGAUCGAGUGCUCCGAGUAGCUACAGGCCUGGGGCGGUAUCCAGUUCUUACAAAUAUCGUCCGACGGAGAUCUAUCGAUCCAAGAGUCAGAGAGAGGAAUCAUUGAGGAAGUUCACCAACAUGCAGAAUGCUGCAAAUCAUCAAUCACCAGUCACACCCGAGACACCUUUACCAGACUACGAGGAAGAGUCGCCAUGGACACAAAUCAACGAGAAUCAUAUACGUUUCGCCCAACAGUUUGGAAACGUAUUGUCCAGUAUGGCCGACAUAGAUGACCAGUACCUGGAUGUGCCAGAGCCAGAGCCGGACUAUGACGAUGACGUACUCGACGGCCCCGAGAAAAAUCCAGACUCGUCCAUCUCAGACCUUCAGAACCGCCUAGAGCCGGUGAUCAUGCGGGAACGGCCUUCUUCCUUAUCGGACCGUCCACCGUCAGACGGUGACGAAUUGGCGCUCAUACAGCCAAAACGACUGGUGAACCCAUGUAUGGAGUCGAAACCCAGGAUGGAUCUACACAAGGAACUGCUAAUGAACUACAAAAUGGGUAAAAAUGUACUGCAAAAACCAGAACUGAAUAAGGUGCUAGAGGAGCGUAAAGAACGGCAGAAAAAACAGGAAUGGGCCCAGCGAGAGUCCACCAAACGCACGAGUCUGGAGCUGAAGCUGGAAAAGCAGGCCAGAAAAAUGUCGGAGAGUGAAUCCUCAAAUCUGAAAGCCAUCUCUGAGAAUGACAAUAUCACAAGUAACAGUGAACUGUCUAAAGUACACGCUAAAAUACUGCAUAAAAAUGGAUCCGUGAAAUGAUGAGUGUGUGUGUGUGAAAAGUAUACCUGCUGUUGUGAGAGAAGCGUGCCACGGUGCGGAAUAAAUGUAUUGCUGUUUAUAUUUUUGUUUCUUUUAAAAUUUUAUCCCGAGAUGUGUUUCCUCUGACAUGAACAAUAGGAGUCUUAGUAGAUGACAGUAAUUUGCUAAGACUAGCUUCCAAUGUUACAGGGAAAUUUAAUCUAACACAAUACUCGAGAAAUACGUUUGAAACUGUCUGGAAUUUUAAUGUAUUAUUGUGUUUAAUGACAAACCCGUUAAUUCAGACUGAGGAAAAGUUCCUUGUACUAAGUAAAUCUGUUAUAAAUGUUUAUACUGUAUGUUCGUUGUGCUGUGCGGAUGAAUUCUGUGUAUAUUUUACAAACAAGGGGGCCAGCUCUGGGACAAUUGGAAUCCAGGCAUUAUAUAAACUCCCCAUCACCCAACUUUUACAUUUUGUGAGGAAAUCCUAACACACGUCCAGAAAUCAAAGGGAGAGAACUCUGGUGUGGAUUCGGUGCUGUGUAAAUGUUGGAGCAAUCAUACGUAUGAUCUUUGAUAUUUAGAUUGAUUUUAUUGUUAUGGGUGUUUAAAGUUGGUUUAAUUGAGUUUACAUUUAUAUAAAAUGUAUAUACAUGUAUAUAUGCAUUGUGUACAUCAAUUAAUACAAUAGAGUCACUCUUUUCAUGCCAUGAUAUGAAUGUCUAAAACUGAGUUUUAAGGUGUGAAUUGACUAUGUAUAUUAUUUUAAUCCGUGACCGAGUUGUUUUUAUCUCAAUAUGUAAGAAAUUUUUUAAUCAUGAUCAGAUUUUUUUUUUUGGUCAAAUGUUUAAUAGUGAUUAGCUAGCAAUGAGUGUUGUUGUCAUUGGAAUACAUCACAAUGCAAUACAUACAGAAUAAACAUGGCCGUCACGCAAGACCAACUACAGUUAAAUAUUACGGAUGAUAGGGGGACGUGAGGUUUUUAGCUGUAGAAAUAAUUCUUCAUAGUCAUUAAGUAUUUACGAGGAUAUAUCUUUCAUGUUAUGGAGAUAUUAUGACGGUGACAUUGUCAAUAUUUCACUUUAAAGUUUUGUAUUUAGAUUCAUUGCUCAAAAAAAUAUUAGUCCAACUUAAACCAAACUUGGUAUAUAGUUAGGUGACAUAUACACAGUGGACAUGGAAAAUGAUUGCAUUGUAGUAGGGACAUCUCAACACCCUACAAAAUAUAUUAAUUUUAAUUUUUUGCUGUUUUUUUUUUUUUUUUUUUGCUAAAAACACCCUAGAUCUUGAGAAACUGAUAUAAAAUGGUUUGUUUAUAGAAAAAAUACUGAAAUUUUAGUUGAUUUUUGAGUUUGCUUAAAAAUUACUAUACCAUCAAAGUGUAAUGGUUUAUGAAUAUGGACAUUUCAGCUGCAUAGUCCAAUAGCUAGCUUUUCUGGCUGUGCGGUUGAGUGUCAUGUCUGUGUACCGAAGUUAAGCAACGAAGUUAAGCAACGUCGAGGAUGGUCAGCUCUUGGAUGGGUGACCGCUCAGUUGUUUCUAUUGUGUAAUUCGUGUGUUGUUAUAUCUCCAUAACAUAAACAAAUAUAUUCAAGUUAAUCCUUAUAAUUAAAUCAAUUAUUUUUUAAGACAAUUAAAAUGCUUGUUACAAGCAAGAUUGAUAAAAAAUAUAUUCAUCAUGAUGUAGUUAUUUUUACAUUUUAAAACUAAAUGUAAAUUUCAUAUUUUCCGUGGGUGUUUUUUUCUGUGAUUAGCAAGAUUUAAAUGAGUAUGAUAUUCACAACACAAUGGCAUUGUAUAUACAUAUACCUGGUAGUUAACUUUGUAUUAGGAUAAAAAGAUGGAGACAUUAUGAUAAAGUGUUUUAUUACAUUUUUACCAGUGAAAUAUAGAAAAAUAUUCAUUGUAUAAAAGUGAUAUUUUUUCACUUUUUCUUAUUUGACCAAACGAAACACGGCUUACAAAUAAUGAUGGGUAAAAUUAAAAGCUGACCCAGUAUAUUUUGCUAUAAAAAUGUAAUGAACAGAAUAUCUAACAGUAUUUUCAGAAAUACCAGAUAUAUUUCACUCGUAUGGCUAAUGUUUUGAUAUUUUUCACUCGUGCUGUACACUCGUGAAAAAUAUCAAAAUAUUAGCCCCACUCAAGAAAUAUAUUUGGUAUUACUGAGGACAUUGUUAGAUAUUCUCUAUAUCUGGUUAGGUGUACUGGUACCGAAGUACCGAUCCUUUUGGGUAGAUAGCCCAGGUUAUUUUAGUUCAGGGACCAUAUCUUGAGUUUUUCGUAAAAAUUAAUCGUCAUUGUUGUGAGAUGUGGAUUCAUUGUUAUUGUGUGGUGUGUUUAGUAACACUGACAGUAGGUAUGUAGCUUACUCAUGUCAUAUACUGUAAACACGAUUAUUUUCGCGAGAAGUUAAUUUCACGAUUUCAAUAUGUAAACUAAUUUUCGCAAUAAAUCCACUUUCGCUUGUAGUUCAAGAUUACGCAAAUUUAUUUUUAAAAGAUGCGUGGGGGAAAUUUUCGCAAACAAAAGGAGUCCGCGUAAUUAGCGUUAAUUUCUCCCUCGCGUAAAUUUCAAUGUUUACAGUACAUAUAAUUUCUACAAGUUCUUUUUCAAUCAAGCCAUCAUCAUCAGACAUGUCUGUGGCUCAAUGUUGUCCAUUCUUAAAAUUUAUGCGAUCACUUUUUGAGAAGUGCUAGCUUUUUCAAAUGUCGGCCAUCAACACUUUAUAACAGGGUCCCGAUAUGACAGUGCUGUAGAAAAGGCACAUCAGGCCUGUUACACCUCAUUCAGCUCCGUAUUACUUUAUUUGAUAGAAAUCCACCUUGCACCUAGUCCGAAUGAUACUGAACAUCUAUCCGUCAUACUGCAUUCAGCGGGUGAUCAUUCGGACUACCUUGCACCCAGCUACCUCAAUGAUGCAGGGAAAAAUACAUCCAAUAUUUUCAAUUAUGUUUAAGUUUCAAAGUAUAUGUAGGCAUGUUAUAGAGUGCUGUAAUAUUAAGUGGUAGAGAGAUACUACUGGUAAGUUUGGUACUUUCACAGUGAAAAUAAUGAAUUAUGAUUACCUUUGAAUUAUCUUGCUAUCAGGAAUCGGUAUACAGCGUAAAACCUUUGUAAUUUGUAAACCUGCUUAUUACGACCAGAAAACAACACUAUUCAGGAGUUUCACUAUAAACAGGAAACUAUAGCAGCAUACUUUUCAUAUCUUAUAUUUAUCAUAAAAAAAUUCAAUCAUAAGUCUAAAUCAUGAAUAAACUUUCUUCCUACUUAAUUGCAGAAUUAUUAUUAAUGAUUUGAGGUGUGGAUCAAUUAAUUUGUAGUUUGUAAACUGACCUUUGACCUCUAGCCGUUGGUAAAGCUGUUUUGACAAAUGUCAGUUCAGGGUAAGCCAAACAAAUAUUGAUAUUUUGUGUUUUGAGAUUUGCUGGAACCACUUUUCUCAGUAAUUAUUAAAAAAAAAAAAUCUUAUGUGUAUUACGCUGUGGAAAAUAAUUAGUUGGGUUCCUUUGUUUUUAUCAGAACAGUUACAUAUUUCGGGCCAGGUGGCUGAGUGGUUAAGGAGUUAUGACACUUUAUCACUAACCCGCCACCUCUGGGUCAAGAGUUCGAAACCCAUGUGGGGCAGUUGCUACAGACGUUUAUAAGUUGAUCUUAUGAUGGGAAAUACAAAGAAGAUUGUUAUGGCCAACAGAUAAGACUCGUUUGUCUUUUACUUCUAAAUUAUUGUACACAAUCACAUCUGGUCACGUGAUACAGUCCCUUUUGUAAACUGGCUCCUGCCUCUAAUAAAAUGUAUUUCAUAUUUCUUUUUCUAGACUGAUCUUAAGUUUCAACCUAGGGGAGAUAAUCUACUAAUCAUAAUUUAGCCAACUUAGGGGCUGGUGUAGUAAUUAGGGGCUGGUAGCCAGUCUGUCCUCUUUGAUGCCACCAAAGAAAGCUUUCUCAUUGAGUAAAUCUGUAAAACAAGAUUUUCAUUUGGUUUGGCCUAGUUGAUGAUUUUUGUUGAUUUUUAUAUGAUUGCUGUUAGUACAGAUUUUAAUAUAGUUUGUAGUUAUGUAAUUAAGAUUUUAUAUUUAAAGUUAAAACUGUUAUAUAUGGCUGAAUCCUUGUACUGUUCCUCUCAAGACCCCCUUAUCUCCCACCCCCUAAACCGACUUCUCGCAACAGUUCCUGACCCUCCCAUUCUUGGCCAGAGACCCUUAGCUCCUACUCCACUUCCCAUUGUGACUUCUCACAAUGGGUCCUAGCCCUUACUGGCCAGGGACCCCUUCAAUCCCAACCCGUCCCAACCCAUUCUUCACACAAUGGUAAAUGCCUUCAGACACCAGGGACCUCUUAGCUCCCACCCCACCCCAACCCAUACUUUACAGAAUAAUUCUUUACCCUCAGGUACCAGGGACCUCUUGGGUCCCACCCUGUCCCCACCCAUACUUCACACAAUAAUUCUUUACCUUCAGACACCAGGGACCUCUUGGCUCCCACCCCGCCCCAACCCAUACUUCACACAAUAAUUCUUUACCCUCAGGUACCAGGGACCUCUUGGGUCCCACCCUGUCCCCACCCAUACUUCACACAAUAAUUCUUUACCCUCAGGUACCAGGGACCUCUUGGCUCCCACCCUGUCCCCACCCAUACUUCACACAAUAAUUCUUUACCUUCAGACACCAGGGACCUCUUGGCUCCCACCCCACCCCCAACUCCUCAGUUUCAGUGUUACAAUAUCCAAUAAUUCAUUUUGUAGACAGCCUGUUGACACAGGUAAAGCCUUCACUAGUAACAUUGAUUCUUGUUGGUUGAGGGGGCCGCGAUAGCUCAGUCAGUUAGAGCGCUGGCCAUGAAAUCUAAUGUGAAGAUCCGAGGUGUGUGGUUUGACUCUCCCUACCUGUGUCAAUUUACGUUUCUUGGGAAGCUGAGAAACAAGCUGGUGUUUGCUGUCGUAGUUGUGUUCUUGAGCAAGACACUUUAUCCUUUUUGCUCUGGAUGAGCCUCCUGUAUGUUGUUCAGUGAGGUAGUCACCAACUACUACAUUGAGACCCCACCUCUGGUGUUUGCUCUCGUAGUUGUGUUCUUGAGCAAGACACUUUAUCCUUUUUGCUCUGGAUGAGCCUCCUGUAUGUUAUUCAGUGAGGUAGUCACCAACUACUACACAGAGACCCGACCUCAAGAUGACACUGGCUUUUCACAGGGCAAUAAACCCAGCAAGCAAACAAACAAACAAAUACUGUUGUUUGAAUUUUAAUGUCCCUGGUCACUUUUCUAUCUCAGUCACCCUACCUACCUCAGGUAACGCUAUUACGACUACAGAGAUCCAAUCUUAAAUCAUUUCAUUUUAAGUUUGAUGCCAUGGUGUUUGAAAAACACCUGAUGGCCAUAGUCUAGUACCCAUAAUUGGCAGGACCGUUUUCUUGAUGUCUAUGUCUGUAAAAAUAAAGUCACUGUUGCCAUGGCAACCCAAUUUGAUCGGGACUGUUGCUAUGGAUUUUGUUAACCUUGUAUGAUAACUUGUCCGGCUAUAUGUAUUGUAUGCAUGACAUGCUCUCCUGUCACAAACCAUUGUAUCGUUACGUAGCCAUCGGUCGUAUAAGUAUAUAGAUUAUAUAUUUUUCAUUCGCAUGAUCACUCAUCUUUAUAUUAGAACUGAUUGUAUCUUAUUAAUUUUUUUUCAGUAUUGUUAAAUAUUAAAACUAAUUGCUUCAAAACCAA